Messenger RNA from Epinephelus moara (kelp grouper), 4977 nucleotides. RefSeq names its product heterogeneous nuclear ribonucleoprotein H3 (2H9) (gene hnrnph3). The record is from RefSeq and is a predicted model, not a curated record. Gene Ontology annotation, biological process: regulation of RNA splicing. Gene Ontology annotation, molecular function: RNA binding. The transcript is spliced from 11 exons. Bases 237 to 1454 code for a protein of 405 amino acids. Gene Ontology annotation, cellular component: nucleoplasm; ribonucleoprotein complex. NCBI's taxonomy places the organism in Eukaryota, Metazoa, Chordata, Actinopteri, Perciformes, Serranidae.
CCGGGGAUAUAUUUUGAUGUCCCUUGGCGGCGCACGGCCGUUGGGAAUUAAACUAGUCUGCCCUGUACGUUUGACCGCUGUCAGUGUCCUACAGUUAGCCGUAGCCGUUAGCCUGCUAACUGCUAAUGUGCUCAAGCUAACGUUAGCACGUCAGCCUGACAGCAGAGAGACGUUAGCAUCUUGAGGGAACCCAGAGUCCAGGCUGACAAAUAUCCUCCUGUGGCGACCUGCAAAGAAUGAGGAUGUCUUUGAAUGAAGAGGGUUAUGUGGUUCGAAUCAGAGGACUACCAUGGUCUUGCACGCAGGAGGAGGUUGCCAGUUUCUUCUCUGACUGUGACAUCGUUGGGAAAGUAAACGGAGUGUGUUUCACCUACUCUAAAGAAGGCCGUCCCAGUGGAGAGGCAUUUAUUGAGCUGAAAACGUCAGAGGAUUUCAAGAAUGCCCUCGCCAAGGACCGUAAAUACAUGGGACACCGAUACAUAGAGGUGUUCAAGUCAAACCGUAGUGAGAUGGACUGGGUGCUGAAACGUAGCGGUCCUGCUGACUAUGACAGUUGCAGCGGCUGCAUGCUGCGACUUAGAGGCCUUCCCUUUGGCUGCAGCAAGGAGGAGAUUGUUCAGUUCUUCUCAGGGUUGAGAAUCGUGCCAAAUGGGAUUACUCUGCCAGUGGACUACCAGGGGAGGAGCACAGGGGAAGCCUUCGUGCAGUUUGCCUCAAAGGAGAUAGCAGAAAAGGCUCUGGGGAAACACAAGGAAAGAAUAGGGCACAGGUACAUAGAGAUUUUUAAGAGUAGUCGCAAUGAGAUCCGAGCCUACUAUGAGCUGCCCCGGCGGGGAAUGGGUGGUCAGAGACCAGGGCCCUACGAUAGACCCAUGAUGGGGGGUGGCAGAGGAGGGUUUUUUGGGCCUGGGCCUGGCCGCGGAGGGGCUCUGAUGGACACCAUGAGGAGCGGAGGGGGCUAUGGAGGAGGUUACGGUGGCUUUGACAGCUACAACGGCUUCAACAACUACUGUUUUGGCAACGGCAUGUUUGAUGAGCGAGUGAGAGGAGAGAGGGGAGGAAGAGGGAUGGGAGGACAUGGUUACGGUGGUCAAAGUGACAUUUGUUCAGGCUUCCACAGCGGCCAUUUUGUCCAUAUGAGGGGUUUACCUUUCCGUGCCACAGAGGGAGACGUUGCUAAAUUCUUCUCUCCUUUGAAUCCACUGAGGGUCCACAUUGACGUGGCUCCAAACGGCAAGUCGACUGGAGAGGCAGAUGUGGAGUUUCGCUCCCAUGAAGACGCUGUGGCAGCCAUGUCCAAAGACAAGAACCACAUGCAGCAUCGCUACAUUGAGCUGUUUCUGAACUCAACAGCCAGUGGAGCCGCUGAGAUGAGUCGUGGCGGCAGUGGUUACUACGGUAACUCUGGAGGGGGCGGAGGCUCACGGAGCAGUGGGCUGCGAGGUUCAUACUGAUGAUGUCAUCCCACUUUUCCAAUCCAUCCUGACCGUUUGUCUCGAGUCUCUUCAGGCCACAUUCACUCGAUUACUUUUUCUAAGCAGGAGAGCUGAUCUGAGGUCAGUCGUUGUUUUUAUCGUGGAGUUGUACUAAAACUUCACCUCUGAUACUAAAACAGACCAAAUACGACCUGAACAAGCACUAUUAUUAUUAUUCUUAUUAUUAUUACACCAUUCCUAAAAGCAUUUGAAGAACAAAACAGCUCGUCAACAUGAAGAUGUCGGAGCUGUUGUAGGUGCUGAACAUGGUUAAAGGGUCAUAUAGGAGACUUCGUGUUUGUCUUAUAUUUUUAAAAGGGUUGGUUAUUGUAAUAUAGGUUUUUACGACUCACAUGAAAAGUAAAUUUUCUCAAUUGAUCUGAUUAAGAGAAAUCAAGCACCUUUUAUUCAGAGUUUGAAUGGUAUUGAGAGGGCAGUAACUGAAUGUGUUGCAGUUUUUCGUGACUUCAUUGGAAUGCACUUUAAUCAUCUCAGCUCACGUCUCACUGUUGGCAGGAGACGUUCAUUAGUGCAGAGGAGACAGAUUAACAACUGUUGGAUCUGAUACAGGAAGGAAUCAUUUUGUGCCACUGCUCUGUCGAGGCCGAGCAUGGUCACUGCAGCACUAAGAAGCAACGUCAAAACGUUACAAGAUUAGAAUUUUUAAAAAAUUAAAAAAUCUUAGUUAAUUCUGGUUUAAAUUUGUUGUCAGCAGAACAUUUAAGCAUCCUGUAAUUUACUGAUUCAAACAGAUCAGCUUUUCUGCUUUGAAGGUUUGAUAAAUGUGAGCCAGUGUGUUUUUUUAUGAAUGUUUUCACAGUUCAUUACAGAAUUUAAAACUAAGUUGAAUAUUAUAUUCCACUCUCAAAGAGUGGAAGUAAAAUAAAGUCUCUAUAUUUGAGCUGUAAGAUAGCUUAUGCAGCUGUUGUACAUUUUGCCUAAUAAAUUUUAUAUUUAAUUCUCUUUCUGUCUCCCUGACAUCACUUUACAAGAAGUAUUUGUGUUACGGUUGUGAAUAAUUCUCUGUUUAUGAGGUGUGUAAUCAAGAAACAAUCAGAGUUAGCUGAUUUAAGCGGGAACAGUGCAACAAGAGUAAAUGUUCACACAGAAAUGUCAAUGUCAAAAAAACAUGAAGAAUGUUGUUUGUAAUGUGGUUUAAUCAGAAACUGCUACACAGUCAAGGCAACAUACUGUUGGCAAUAGAGUUAAUAUUAAACUGGCAGGAUUUAGUAAGCUAAAGGGCCACAGUGAUUAUCAACAUUAUGUACAUACAACAUGUCCCAUUGAAAGCUGGGACAUGUUUAAGAGCAACACUGUACAAAAAGGUUUCAGGCCUGGGUGCAUUUCAGAAACAUGUACCUAUAGUAAUGAUAUGAUAAACUGGUUGAGUUUUAAAUACUUUAAACAAUAAAAAACCCUCGGUGAAAUAAACCCAGGCCUGUUUCAUCUCUUCAUGGGAAUGAAUACUUCCAGUUCUUGAAAGGUCACAGGUUGUAAACAUCGUAUUGAAGUACAAAACCAGAAUGUGCUGUGGAACUUGUAUAACCCGUCACUGAAGAGUGUACAGUCAUCAGCAUUAGUUUGAAAACACAAACAUUAAAAAAAACAAAAAUAGUCUAGAGUUUCAAACUUUCCCUCUCAGGAAUGGAGCAGCAGUAAAAUGUGGUUCUUCUAUAUCGUUUCCAUCUGCACUGAAUUACAUCUAACUUCAAGUGAAGAGGAAACAAACAAAUUCCCAAACUUCUGAAAGUAAAAAUGACUGUGCAUAACACAAAAUCAAAUAUAAAUACUCUCAAAUUCAUCUUUCUUACAGCUAAUAUUGGAUUGGCAAGUGUUCAGAUAUAUUUUGUGGCUGUGGUGUCAGACGUGAGCAACACUCAAGUCUGUUCUUAACUUCUAACUAGUCAGUGAAGUGGUCAUGGUGUGAGCUGGCCAACAACUACACAGCCAGUUAAGACUGAUUUCAAAGUGUCACCAGAGAGGACAGCAUCUGGUGCUCUUCUUGGUCCUUAAAGGGAUAGUUAAGAUUGAUACUUCACCACAGUCAGUGUAUUACCUACAAUAGAUGGCGGUCGGCACGCCCCAGUUUGGAGAAACAGGCAGGAGUACCGCCACGGAAGCUAAGCAAUGUACUGCUGUGGAGGCAGGCAGCAGGGAAACAUAUUUUAGACACCUAAAAACCAUCAAUAUCAGUUUAACUGUGCACUGUAUUUAGAGUAUUUUCACCGCUUUACCCUGCCGACAGAUGUCCUUUCCGACAGGGCACUAAAGCUAUCAUCUCUGGUCUCUUUAAAGCCACCAGACUCCAUCAUGAAAAUCAGUAAUUCUACCUCACAGGACACAGGAGUUGCAGGUCUACCACUGCCUCCAUCUGCUAGUUAGUGUUAUUGUGUGACUUUGGCGUAUCUAAACUAGCCCACUGAGGCAGUGGUAGACCAGCAACUCCCAUGUUCUGCGAGGUAAAAUAACUGCUGUCAAAGGAGUCUGGUGGCUUUGAAGAGAGCAUACAUACAAUGGCUUUAAGUUCCUGUUGGAAAAGGACUGUCUGAUAGCAAGGUAAGGGGCCAUACACAUGCCACAUUGUUUGCGUGCUCAAAUUAAUUGUUGUCAAUGAGGAUGCAUGGCAGGCACGCACAACACUGGAGCGACGCACGUGUUCCCAAAGGCCUAUUUUUCAGGGAGCAACGACUGUGCCCUGAGAUAAAGAGGUCAGCUUUUGAAGUGCAGCAGCACACAUUGCAUGUCAUGUGACAACAAACAACCAAUCACAGCUGACAGAUAUCUUUCCCUUCUUCCGUAAAUAUCAGUUUGUGGUAAAUAUGGAAAAGUUGAUCAUUUUGGUGCAGGGCUGCCAGAACUUUUCAUAUGCCCACACACAAUAGGCCUACACACAAAAAGCACCUGGAAGAAGAUCAGCUCUGCACUUAGGAUUUCAAGUAAAUAGGCUACGAUACAGUUCUUAUUAAGGUUGCUUAGCAACCUCAGACACAACCUGCUGCUGUGCUCUUGAAAGCUGGCACAAAAAAGACACUAAAGAAGCACCUAACCUCACAUUUUCCAGGUGGUUAAAGACGCGAAAACAAUGUCAAUAUAGCAUAAACAUACAGAUAUUUUAGGUGUCUAAAAUAUGUUUUCCUGCUGCUGCCGUCCACCGCAGUACACUGCUUAUUCUUCCAUAGCAGUACUCCUUUCUACUUUUCCAAAUUGUGGGCACGCUGACUGCCAUCUACUGCAGGUAACACACUGACUAUGGAUGAGUGCCUCAUACAACGCAAAUGAUCCCUUUAAAGCAGCUUCCACUGCAUUAGUGUCUCCAACAAACAGUGUAAUGUGCCUUUAAUCUAGAUUUCCUUGGCUACUAGUGACGCCUAGUGUUGCUACUUGGAAACAUUUUACUUUAGACUCUCCCUCCAAAAAUCCUGUCUGUAGAAAUCCAGGGCUCAUUUUGGCAACAUGAGAAGCACAAGUGCGCAAUACUCCUUGCAUUCACACAGGCACAAAC